Molecule: messenger RNA, 2952 nt
Organism: Adineta ricciae
Lineage: Eukaryota; Metazoa; Rotifera; Eurotatoria; Adinetida; Adinetidae
Source: the annotation of a GenBank genome assembly
AUGGUCUUGGAUGGAAACCUUCUAAAGGAAAAGUUAGUCGAAGCUUGGAAACUACGCUCGAAUGAUCGAAGUUUCUCUGCUUCACUCGCACCACUCAUUGCUGAAAGUCAAUCGGAAGAAGAAUUUCGGACGAUUUUCACCACUGAGAUUCUCAAUCACAUCCAUUCCGCAAUAUCCUCUAACCUUCUCGAGUCCUAUUUCAAAUUUCAUACACGAUCCGGUUAUAUAGACGAAGCGUUAGUUAUCCAACGUCUUUGCUCUUUAACGCCAACACGACGAACCGAUGACGUUCAAAUCAAAUUUCUAAUCGAACUAUUGAGAGAAACACUGAAAACACUUCAUAUUACUGCUGAACACGCCGUUCGUCUCGGUAAACAGUUGAAUUUGUUAACAAAAUGGUUCUGCUCCGCCUUGACUUUUUAUUCCAACGAACAAAUUGAGACGAAAGACGAAGAAAUUCUCCUGUCAAUUUGUGAUCUGUUUCUUUUCAUCUUUACACACGCGACGUUUUAUUGUUUGUGGUUAAUGACGAUCAAAGCACAACGUGAACAGAAAGAAUGGAAACAAAACCAGGAACAAGUUGGACAAGCAUUAAAAAGGAUUAUUCUCCAAGAAUCACAUCACAAAAAUAUUUACGAACAAGUUUUCUUUAAGAUAAAUCGUCUUCAUCUAUCGGAGGAAUUUCAUCAAGAAGACAUCGAAUUCAGUGUUUCAUUAUUCAGUCCAAUUGUGUGUUUACUUGUUAUUAACAAACUUCACAAAUGCUCGUCCACUUUUCUCACUAUUCUUCGUUUCUACGAACAUGUCUCGACAACAUUGAACCCUCAUUCCACCUAUCUUCGAUUUCUUCAAGCAUCAUUCGGCGGAUAUCUCGCCUCAGUGUCAAGUAAUAACAGUGAAUAUCAGCAACGUUGGUCGGCAUAUGUUCACUUUCAAUUGCCGCGGAUUUUCGCGUCGUGUUUGGAAAGUCAAUUCGAUGCCGUGAAACAUUCAUUAGAAACGUUUUUGUUAUAUAAUGAAUAUUUGUUGAAUCGGAUGGAUGAAAUGUGCGUGGAAAAUACUUUCGAACACUUUGUUCAAAAUGUAUUGACUUACGUCAAUGACAAUGUUCGGAUGAAGAAUGAAGACAAUAUUAAUCAAUUACUUGCCUACAUUCAACGGAUUCGACAACCAUAUAAUGAACAUAUUCAGAAAUUUUAUCAAAACCAUCAAUCACGUUCGUAUACGUUUCAAAUUCUUCAGUUACAACGCUCGUUAGAAAAAUCUCUUCAUCAUAUAUUUUCUACGCCGGACGAUCCACAACAUCUGGAUAUUUUGAUAAACAAUCUCACUGAUUUCAUUCCCUUGAUAUGUGCACUUGAUCAGUAUUACAAUUUCAUUGAUCUUUUACUCUCCUAUACCAAAACACGUUUUGAUCUUGCUUUACUCUUACUUUGUUAUGUUACAUCGAUCACCGAUGAUACAUCCGAAGAUUUUGGUCAGAUAGAAAUCACUGCAGACCGUUCAUCACCAAUAUUUAUUGUUUAUAUAUGGUUGAAAAAGUAUUGGCUAUCCAGAUACGUUGGUCACGCAUUGUUUGGAUCAACAUUGAGCUCCACUGAUCUGUUGUCAACGAUGAAUAAUUCAUUUGAUGAGAAAUCGAAAGUACAAAAAGAAGAAUUCGCCACGGAUGUUCAAUGUUUUAAUCCGGAAAAUUUUGCAAUCAAAUAUUCAAAUACAGAAUAUUUAUCCAAAACUGUACUUUUCCUUGGAGAUCUUCAAUCAUUAUCCUUAGAUGAAACCAAACAAGUCGUCUCACAAUUAAUUAACUAUUUAACUCAUGUUUCAUAUGGAACACUUGUACAUGUCCUUCUUUGGCUUGUUGCCAAUUAUCAAAUAGCGAGCGAUAACGAAAGAUCUUGGAUUCAAAACACUAUUAAUACAAUGGGAACAGAAACAACGGAUUCGACUUCAAUGAUAUGCUCGUUAUUUGAUGCGAUUAAACGUCAACUUUGGUCAGAUUUUAUCGAUAAUCCUCUCAUUUCAUAUUAUUCCACCAUUGUACCUGUUUCAUCUUCGAAUCUUAACUAUUUAGUUUCAUCUUCUAUUCAAACUUCAACAUCCUUAAUUCAAUCUCUAUUUGACAUAUAUCUUCUCAACGAAUUUCUCAAUUGUGACCAAUCACGUGCAUUGUAUAUCUGUACGAAAUAUAUCCCAAUGAAUAUUCUCAUCGAUCGUUUAAUUAUCAAUAUGAACAUGUCCAAUGGAAUCUACGAAACUAAACGUGGACUUCAUUUUAUAUUCGGCUUAAUUCUAUUUCGACGUCGAUCGUUAACUCGAUGUUUAUUACAAGAAGUAUUUCCUUAUUUAUUCAAUAUGAAAUCAAAUGAAUUUAUGCUCGAACCAAAUGUUUACACAACCAGUUUGAUAUUGUGUGUCCUUUUAACUAUUGAAUUUCAGGAGAAUACCAGCGAAUCGAAUGACUUGGCUUAUGUUAAACCAUGGAAAGAGUCGAACAAUGCCAUUAAACCAACGCGUGAAGAUACAAGUGUCUUCGAUGCUUUUCAUUUCUUCUUAAAUUCAUCAUCCGAUGAACUUUUUGCUAGUGAGACUCUACGACCUGUAAAUUAUUUCUUCAGCUGGUUUCAAACUAUUCUUUGGAUGUUAAGUCGACAAGUCAAUUCAUUGAAACCAUUCGUUAAGCCAAAAUUAAUUGCUCAGAUAUCGGAGUUUUUACCUAUUCAAUGUCCAAUCGAGAAGGUUCUAAGUAUGUUAGAUUUAUCAACUGAUGAAGAGACAACUUAUGCAUCGAUGGUUAUCACACGUGAUUAUUCGAAUCUACAAACAAACAAUCGACGGAAAGUGUCAAGUCUUAUACAGAAUCCACAAUUCGUCAUGGAUGAAAUAAGUUUGUCAAAAAGAACUUUUGAUAAUGUGACGAAGAAUAUUUUCUAUAUUCCGAAUAAUCUGUGA